Aspergillus uvarum CBS 121591 is the source of this 859-nucleotide messenger RNA. RefSeq names its product SET domain protein. NCBI's taxonomy places the organism in Eukaryota, Fungi, Ascomycota, Eurotiomycetes, Eurotiales, Aspergillaceae. Gene Ontology annotation, biological process: regulation of DNA-templated transcription. Gene Ontology annotation, cellular component: chromatin; nucleus. Gene Ontology annotation, molecular function: histone H3K36 methyltransferase activity; protein binding. The transcript has a single exon. The record is from RefSeq and is a predicted model, not a curated record. The annotation marks the transcript as partial.
GUUGUGACUUCUGCGAAUCGCCGCAUGCCUGCCGGUGCCAGAUGCAGUCGAUGCCCGGGGAGCUGGUGGAGCUCGUCAAGACGGAGGACCGGGGCAUCGGGGUGCGCGCUCUGUGGCCCUUCCGCAAGGGAGACGUUCUGGGUGAGUAUGUCGGGCGGCUCAUCCCGAACGGCAGCAGGCCGGACCAGACCUAUGCUCUAGCGUGGGAGGCGCCGAGUGACCCUCGCACCCAAGGAAAGGUGUCCGUCGACGCAUGCUAUGAGGGCAACUGGACCCGGUUCGUCAAUCACGCCUGCGAGAACGCGUCAACCGAGUACCGCUGCCGGACCUUUGGCGACCAUGCCGCCAUGACGCUCGAGGCCACGCGGGAUAUCGAAAUGUACGAAGAGAUCACCGUCGACUAUGGGCCUAGCUAUUGGAAAAAGAGGCAAUGCCGCUGCGGGUCGCCAAAGUGCUAUUCCGCAAAACAGCCGCCGCCGACCACCCGAGAGGAAGCACGACCGCAGUGGGGGGGAGCAAGAAAAACAGAGAAGAACGUGACGAGAAUUCCCCUCAUGGAAAUAGGAGGCGAAGAAGGAAAGGACGUUGCUGAAGAAACACAGACCGAAGAAGGAAACGCAGGUGAUGAUAGUGAGAAUCUUGAGGGAGGCGGAGGAGAAGAAGAGGUGCUGUGUCCAGAUCCAUCAAAGAACCAUGGCGGAGAUAGUGAUCACCUGGAGAAGGAUGACCACAAGGACAAGAACUAUGUUCCAGAAGACGAUAGUGAUGGGGAUGAUGACGAUGCGGGACCGAUGGUGGUUGGAACAGCGGAAGUGAUGGAGUUGGGUGACUGAGUGAGAAAGUAAGAGAAUGAUGAAGC